This is a messenger RNA of Parnassius mnemosyne (clouded apollo), 5499 nucleotides long. The record is from the annotation of a GenBank genome assembly. NCBI's taxonomy places the organism in Eukaryota, Metazoa, Arthropoda, Insecta, Lepidoptera, Papilionidae.
AUGGAAGUGACGUGGCACAGAAGAAGGAUAAACUUAAUUGCAAUUAUGAUAUUUUGUGGAACAGCUGAUGUUGAAAGCAGUUUGCCGGUGGAUUUGGCAUCCGAAGACAAAGCAUUGCCACAAACAACCUUACAACUAUCAUCGACAACACCGAGUGUAACAACCGCUAAUAUUUCUACCUCGACAUACGCUACCAUCAUACCUCCGAUACCCCCUAGUGAUAGAGACCGCUUCUUGACUUUCGCAGAGUCUGGCCACCAUCAGACCUUCAUGUUCGCAAAAGACAAUACUUUUAUACAAUUAGAUGGAGAUAUAAUUCAAAGAUUUCAGCUGAGGUUAUGCAGAGAAAUAUCAUUCAAGUUUCGAACAAGAUUGCCUCAUGGUCUCUUAGUAUACCACAACGUAAAGAAUCCAGUUUUUAAAAUGCAGCCUUACGCUUUGUAUGUUAUCGUGGAGAAAGGAGAGUUAAAAGUUGUCCACGUUUUUGGCAAACAUCUUACAUCAGUAACAGUAGGACGGGCCCUGAACAGAGAUCAGUGGCAUAGUGUGGUUGUCACCAUUGACGUGCAUGGUGCAAGACUGAUAGCUAAAGUUGACCAACUCAAAGAAGAGGUUUACUUGAAGGGUUUGAGUUUCGAUACCAAUUACGGCAUUACGGACAAUUUGACUUCAGUUAUUCUAAUUGGAGGACUGAGCUCUGAAGAGAAACUCCAUGGGGUUAAAUACAUUAUAGAAUCAUUCGUUGGUUGUAUUAGCGACAUGGUUUUAAGUUCGGGAAAAGCUGCAUCGGACCUCCUCCCCAUUGUACCACUGAUUGCUACAAAACAUGAGAACGUCAAGGAAGGUUGUAUAGACAAAUGCCGAACUGUAGAAAAUUUGUGUUUCGAAGGUUCUAGAUGUAUUAACGAAUAUAAUGGAUACAGAUGCGAUUGUUUCGGUACUUUAUAUGAAGAGCAACUUUGUGAUGUUUACACGGCGACAGUUUUGACGCUUCGAGGUUCAAGUUACGUGUCUUAUCGUGUUUACGAUUGGAAAGACCGGGUCCACUCCACCAACACGCGGGUCAGUCUGCACUUUAAGACUCGUUUUGAUGAUUCAGCCUUGUUCUACGCCAGUGGUCAGAUAGAUGAUAAGAAUCAUUAUAUCGCUUUAUCAAUACAUCAAGAAAAAGUUGCCGUACAAAUUGACUUAGGAGACGGUCCCGUUGAAGAUUAUUUAGGGGAUAAAGUAAACAACAAUAAAUGGCAUAACCUCACAGUUAUAUUGCAAGAAAAAAUCACAUUUGUUUACAUUGAUGACGUAUCGGCAACAUACGAAGUACCAGGAAACGCAAGAUACGUUUGUAUUGACCCAGAAAUUUACAUAGGCGGUGGUCCAGAUUUACACAAAAUGAAAGGAUUGAAAUCCUUCAACAAUUUCGCGGGAAACUUGAAAUAUGUUUAUUACAAUGACGUAUCGAUAUUGUAUGAGCUGAAGCAAAAUAACCCCAAAGUACACUAUAUCGGUGUCCUGGAUCCUGAAUUUGAAGAGAUUGAUAUCGAAGUCAUACCUAUUACUUAUCCUUUCGCCACUUCCCACAUAUGGUGGCCUUUAAAUCAAAGCCAUAGUAUCAAUUUGAUUUUCGACUUCAAAACUAGCAAAAAUAUGGCUGUUUUGGCUUACAGUCAAAUUACAACCGGACAGGGAUACUGGGAGGUGAGAAUGGUUAAAGAAGAGAUAAGAUUUGAAUUAGUUCCGGACAUCGGAACGAAUGUAACGGUGUUGAAGUCAGUUAAAUUUAACGUAAGCAAUGACUGGCACACAGUCGAACUCGAUUACCGGAAAGGAAGAAUAAAACUAACUGUGGAUAAUCACAAUAAACAUGCACAAAUGUUUGGUUUGGAUUUCCACUUACAAGAUAAAAUUGUCAUAGGCAGUGGACUAAAAUCAGCAAAUUUAGGUCUAAUCGGAUGCAUGAGAAACAUAAAAAUUAACGGCCUCACAAUUGAACCAAGGUUUGUUAUCAAUACUGAGAGAGUAGUAGGCGAAGUUGCAAUCGACGACUGUCGCUACGUCGACCCCUGUACUAGGCCUAAUACGUGUGAACAUGGAGGAGUCUGUUCCAUCAGAGAGGACAGAGUUAUAUGUAACUGUGAUAACACAGGUUAUAUCGGUGAAAACUGUCACUUCGCAACAUUCAGAAAGACCUGUGAGGAGCUAGCACUGCUCGGGUACACAAGAAAUGACGUUUAUCUCAUCGAUAUCGAUGGCAAUGGCAAGUUUCCACCAGCGCACGUCAAAUGUGAAUUUCAAAUUGAAGCUGAUUCCUCUACCACUGUGGUUGAACACAACCUUCCAAGUCAAGUAGAUGUUCGCUCCGCGUCAGGACAAGACUUUAGUUUCAAAAUAAAAUAUAGAGAAUUUUCAGCGGAAAUGAUUCAAGAGUUGAUCUCGCAUUCAUUAUUUUGUCGUCAGUAUAUUAAAUACGAUUGCAAUAUGGCACCUUUAGAACUACACAGUGCCACGUGGUUCAUUUCAUCCUCAAACGACACCGUAGAUUACUUGGGAAACGUUAAAAGAGGAUAUUGUCCUUGCGGUGUAAACGCUACCUGUGUGAAUCCAACGCAAUCCUGCAAUUGUGAUGCAAAUGAGAAUAAAUGGCAUUCAGACGAAGGAAUUCUGUUGGAUCCAAAGAGUCUUGGGAUAACCGAGAUGUUCUUUUUACAGCAGAAAGACUUAACUGAAGAAGCCCAAGGUAGAAUUACAUUAGGGCCAUUGGAAUGUGUGGAAACAAACACGCAAAGGUAUGUGGUAACCUUUACAACAUCGCAGUCCUACAUCGAGGUGCCAGGUUGGAGGAAAGGAGAUAUUGCGUUCAGUUUCCGUACAACUGGUACCAGCGCCAUUUUAUUGUUCCAGCCCCCUAUUCGACCGAACUAUCCAUCAUUCAUGGUUGCCUUAACAAGUGAUCACGAGUUAACUUUCAACUUCACGCUGAACACGGGAACCACAAGGAAAUUGGUUAUCAAUUCCAAGAGAAAGCUGAACGGUGGAGAGUGGCACAAAAUAUGGAUCGACUAUAACUUCUACCAUGUGCGGUUUAUGUUGAACACGGAAUACCAAAUGUUGAAUUUACUGUUGGAAGAAGAGUUCGGUCCAUUUGAAGGAUCUAUGUUCAUUGGUGGUGCAACAGCGGAACAUCUAAAGAAAUCAGCAGUACAUCAAGGGCUUAUAGGCUGCUUUAGAGGCUUAGUUGUAAACGGAGAGGUCUUAGACAUAUACAGUUACAUGUCUGUACAUUUGUCAGAGAUCAUUAAAGACUGUAAGCCUUCUUGUGUACCGAACCCGUGUCAGAACAGAGCGACUUGUAAAGAGCUGUGGUCUACGUACGAAUGUAUUUGUAAGAACACUUGGGCGCAUCUUGGUGUACACUGUGAAGAGAAUAUAAACGAAAAGGCACUGACGUUUCAAACAAAAGAAGCGUAUUUGAAGAAGAAUUAUUUAGUAGAUAACGAAACCGAUGCAGAGAAACACAGACUGAAGAAAAUGAUGGUUGAGAAUGUUCUCAUGAAUCUGCGAACGUAUGACGAUAACGCUUUAGUAUUAUACGCCAAUGACAAUCUCAAUAAUUUUAUUCACCUAUUUAUACAUAAUGGUACACAAAUAAUCUAUCUUUUUAAUAAUGAAGAGGAAAUAGUUCAAAUGAAUGUCACUUAUGACAAAAUUAAUAAAGGCGAAAGUGUUCAGAUCGCAAUCAUCAGAACAGAAAACACAACAACUUUGCACGUGAACGAUAAGAACAGUACAAUUGGUAAAGUAGCGAAACUUCUAUCCAACUAUACCAAUAAGCCUUGGAUUAACCCAGAAUUAGAAGUAAUACGCCCACAAAGACCACCUGCACCACCUACAGACUACUUCCAAAUGAACCUUGGCGGCUAUGAUCCAUAUUCCUUGCACUUGGCCGCAAGAGCAAAUCAGUUACCGCAAGGAGGAUACGUGGGCUGUGUCAGAGGAUUCAAGAUAGCCGAUCAUGUUGUAGACUUAUCGAGAAAAGCCUUGCAGAAUACUGAUCAAGAUCUAACCGGGGUUCUACCAGAAUGCAACAUGAAAUGCGACUCGGAGCCUUGUAAGAAUGGCGGAGUUUGUACCGAAGAUUUCACGAAUCAGGAAAGCAGCUGUGAUUGUGAACUUACGAGUUACUUUGGAGAAUACUGUAUGGAGGAAAAAGGUGCAGACUUUAACGGCGAAAGCAUUUUGCAAAGAAAAUUUGUUCUUUUAGGUCCCGUAUUAAAAGUAAAAAUAAAAUUGGCAUUUUCUAGUAACGACCUAAGACAAAAAAAUACUGUUCUUUUGUUGGUACAAACAGAAAACAAGCGCAGCUAUUAUCUACUAGUAGCAAUAACGCAAGAUGGAUAUCUUAAAUUCGAAGAAGACAGAGAGGAAUCCGCAUAUGGUGCAGAAGUUAAGAACAGAAACUUUCUUAAUGGCGCUCGGCACACAGUAUAUUACACGAGAGUAGGUCAAGAAGCUAAACUUUUAAUAGAUAGAAUAGAAGUACCCCUAGAGAAACUUCCGCCUCAAGGCCUGUGGGAAGUUUUUGAUGUUGGCUCUAAUGAAGUGCAAAUAGGAGGUUUGAACACCACAGACCCCCGACUCAUGAUUUACAAGGGAUAUAACGGAUGCCUUUCCAACAUAUUCGUGGAACUGAACGACUACGAGAUGAAACCGCUGGAGGAGUACAUGUUAUUCACGAGGUCGGACGCCGAGAAGGUGAACGCUGUUAACGCGCGCGGUGUGCGUAGCGCUCAGUGUUCCGCCGAAUUCGACGACGCGUGGCCCGAGCACGACCAGCUCGCCACGCACAACGGCAGCUUCCUUAUCAGCGUUGAUAAGGCUUGGGUUGAAGAUCCGCCGGCUAGAAUCCCUUACGACUCUCUACACCAACAGCCUGACGCCGAAGAAGAAAAUACGGACAAAAUCUUUAUUACUUUAAUAGUUAUAUUCCUGAUUGGGCUUUGCUACUGCGGUUCUCACAUGUGGCGUACACAUAAAGCUCAUAAAUUGCGUUUGGAAAAAGAAACAGAUGAAAACAUAAUGAGGAGUAAAGAGAAAGCCAUCAAACUACAAGAGCCUAGUGUCUCUUUCUUGCAAGAGCUUACUAACGAAGAUCCAAACAAACAAUCAAAUUUGAAAUCAAACGGGGUGACGUUAGACAUGAUUCCCGCCGUAAAAGUGGAGACAAUGGAAGAAAAACCAGUACCCAGAAAAGGAUCUUUAAGAUUUAGAGAUAGAGAAGUAACAUUUGAAACCUUGGAGGAAAAAGAUGAAACACUAGAGAACGAAGAAGAAGAAAAUGAAAACAUUUCAGAAAAAGAACCAGGGGAUGAAGAGGAAAACGAAUUGAACCCGGAGACUGACAAAUCAAAACAUCCCAGCGAUGUAUCAGCGGCCACAUUAACAACGCAGUUACCAUAUAAAAUUGAGGAAGAGAAUUCAAUAGAGCUAACCACAAGUGCCUAA